Phlebotomus papatasi is the source of this 1669-nucleotide messenger RNA. RefSeq names its product protein lifeguard 1-like. The record is from RefSeq and is a predicted model, not a curated record. Gene Ontology annotation, cellular component: membrane. The transcript is spliced from 5 exons. The coding region runs from base 415 to 1416 and encodes 333 amino acids. NCBI's taxonomy places the organism in Eukaryota, Metazoa, Arthropoda, Insecta, Diptera, Psychodidae.
GUGUCAUUGCAAAAGGGAGAUUUUUCUAAUUGCGCUUCUGUAUUUGUGUGUUUUGGUGAUAAAGUGGCAAAUCUCUAGGAAAUUAUUCAGGUUUAUUAGUGAAUAUCACUCUCGGUGUUGCGAUAAGGCGUAUUCUAAGACAGAUUGAGGACUAUUUAGCCUCUAAAAGAGAAAAUCAGCUGUUUCCUGAACAGAUUCAGUGUACGGAACUACCGAAGAAUCUUUAUUUACAAUGACCGGUAAGUGUUUGAAGGUCUCUAUCUCUAAUGUAAGGAAAAAUCUUCUCUACUUGCAGUUGCAAUUUUCUGCACUGAUUGAAAGAUAUUUCAAAAGUCAUCAACAGAGUCAGCUAAUUUGAGAGAAAAAAAAGUUGAGAUUUAAUAAGAAGGUUUUUAAGAGCGUGUGAGAAGAACAAUGUCCUGGCAAAAUGCACCACCUUAUUACCAAGAUCCCAAUCAGCAGUACUAUGGAGGACAACCGGGAUAUCCUCCACAGCCGGGAUAUCCACCUCAGCCUGGUUUCACUCCUGGCUAUCCUCCAAAUUCUGGCUACCCUCAGCCUGGAUAUGCUCAACCCGGAUACCCACCAUCGGGUGGAUAUCCUCCAGCUGGAGGAUAUCCGCCACAGCAGGGCUUUGCCAAUCCCAUGCCUCCGGGACAAGGUGCUCCCUAUGGCUACGUUCCACCACAGAAUCCAGGAGGAUAUGGCAGUACUGAAGAUCCAGAAGAUCCCGAAGUUAAAGGAUUCGGCUUCACAGAUGAGUCAAUUCGCAAAGGAUUUAUCCGAAAGGUCUACUCAAUAUUGAUGGGACAACUAUCCAUCAGCCUGGGCUUCAUUGCCUUAUUUCUGUACCAUGAACCUACGGGUAAAUGGGUGCGAUCUCAUCCGGAAAUGUGGUGGAUCGCUCUUAUCCUGCUCUUCGUUACCUUAAUCGCAAUGGCUUGUUGCACCAAUGUUCGUCGGAAGGCACCGAUGAACUUCAUCUUCUUGGGACUCUUUACACUCGCUCAAUCCUUCAUGUUGGGCGUGAUGGCUAGCAAUUUCCGCUCCGAAGAGGUUUUACUUGCUGUGGGCAUAACGGCGGCCGUUUGUCUCGGUUUAACACUCUUUGCGUUCCAGACUCGUUGGGAUUUUACGGUGAUGGGUGGAGUGUUGUUUGUGGCCGUGAUAAUUCUCAUGAUUUUCGGUAUUGUGGCCAUUUUUGUGCCGGGAAAGACAAUGACGUUGAUUUAUGCAUCCCUUGGAGCUCUGAUCUUCAGUGUCUAUCUCAUUUAUGACACUCAAUUGAUGAUGGGUGGAAAGCACAAGUAUUCCAUCAGUCCGGAGGAAUAUAUUUUUGCAGCUCUCAAUCUUUAUUUGGAUAUCGUUAACAUUUUCAUGUACAUUCUGGCCAUAAUUGGAGCUUCUCGCGACUAAAUCUUUCUUUUUGUUGUUAUGAGAUGAAUUUAGAAGCAUUUCUAGCUCUUUUUUUGGCCUUCGAUGUCUAUAAAGUAGUUGAAAAAGAUUUUAUUGAGCUAGAAUUACUUCGAAAUUCAUCUUGUCAUAAUUUCAUUUCAAAUUUCAAACUAUUCCCGAUGCAGUUGCAUUCUAUAGCAGUGACGUCGCUAGGGUUGGUUUUAGCCGGAAAUUAAAAGGUGUUACCCUUUCUUACAGAUUUCAAAAACAAAAA